AUAAUAGGCGAGGCGGAUGAUGACAUCUUCACACCAAGAUUUGGCGUGUAAAAAAGCUCCUCUCUUGGCAAGUAGCUCCGUACAAUAAAUACAGCUCUGAAGAACAGAAAUCUUGAUGGCGGCAUCUGAAAUCUGACAUUAUUGGAUGCUUAAGGAAAGAUUGAAUUAAUUUAACAGUUGGAAAUUGCAGAAAAGAUGGGAUGCGCCUGCAGUUCGGACUCAGACAGCGAAUGGAUUGAGAACUUGGACGAAAUUUGUGAGCACUGCAACUGCCCCAUUCCUCCCCAGGCGAGCAAUCCAUAUACAGACCAGGUGAUUCCAUACCCGUCACAGUAUACGCCUCCGACUUCACCUUUACCAGAUAACAUUGGGGUGGCCAUUUACAGCUAUGAACCCAAACAUGAAGGAGACCUGGGCUUCAACAAAGGAGACAAACUCAAGAUUAUCAACAAGAAUGACGCAGAGUGGUACCUGGCUGAGUCUCUCACCACGGGCCAGCAGGGCUACAUCCCAUACAACUUCAUUGCUAUGACCACAGUGGAGACUGAAUCGUGGUUCUUCAAGAACAUCUCUAGAAACGAUGCCAUGAGGCUCCUCUUGGCUCCAGGAAACACGCAGGGCUCUUUCUUGAUUCGAGAAAGCGAGACUUCCAAAGGGUCAUACUCAUUGUCCGUGCGAGAUCUGGACCACAACACUGGGGAAGGUGUGAAGCACUACAGGAUCCGCAACAUGGACAAUGGAGGCUUCUACGUCACAACCAAGAUAUCCUUCAACUCUCUGAAGGAGCUCGUCCAACAUUACUCCCGUGAACCAGAUGGAUUGUGCUCAGUUCUAGUGAAGCCCUGUCAGUCCAGAGUGCCACAGAAACCCUGGUGGCAGGACGAGUGGGAGAUACCCCGGGAGUCCCUGAAGCUGGAGCGCAGGCUCGGAGCCGGACAGUUUGGAGAAGUCUGGAUGGGUAUCUACAACAACGACAGGAGAGUGGCAAUAAAGAAUCUGAAGAUGGGCACCAUGUCAGUGGAAGCUUUCAUGGCAGAAGCCAACAUGAUGAAGAACCUGCAGCAUCUCCGUCUCGUCCGUCUCUUCGCCGUGGUGACCCAGGAGCCUAUAUACAUUGUCACAGAGUACAUGGAAAAUGGAAGCUUGGUGGACUACCUGAAAACACAGGAGGGAGGCAAUUUAUCCACCAACACACUGAUAGACAUGUCAUCACAGGUGGCUGACGGCAUGGCGUUUAUCGAGCGGAAGAAUUAUAUUCAUCGAGACCUGCGGGCUGCCAACAUUCUAGUUUCCCAAGAUCUCGUCUGUAAGAUUGCAGAUUUUGGCCUAGCAAGAUUGAUAGAGGACAAUGAAUACACAGCCAGAGAAGGUGCAAAGUUCCCCAUUAAAUGGACCGCUCCAGAAGCUAUAAACUACGGCACCUUCUCUAUAAAAUCUGAUGUGUGGUCAUUUGGGAUUCUUCUCACAGAAAUAGUGACAUAUGGACGUAUUCCUUACCCAGGUAUGUCUAACCCAGAGGUGAUCCAGAACCUGGAGCGGGGAUACAGAAUGCCGAAGCCAGAAAACUGCCCUGAUGAGCUUUAUGACAUCAUGCAGGAGUGUUGGAGAGAGAGAGCAGAGGAAAGACCCACGUUUGACUACCUGAAGCACCAUCUAGAGGAUUUCUUCACUGCCACAGAGAGGCAGUACCAGGAGUAGCUGCAGUGGAGAGAAAAGACACACAGAGACACAUAUGUGUAAUCAAACUAACAGCACAACUGGUGACAGUCGGUGCUGGAUUUUUAACUCUUUGCUAAAGAAUUUAAAAGUAGGAACUGGGACGAUCAUCACACGAGUUCGUUGUUUCUGUAUGAAACUAAUCCAGAAAACAUUUGCAGUAAUCUCUGAUGAAAACGUACGAGCAGGAGAGAGGAACGUGAUGAUCCUGCUGAUUAAAUAAACGGGGAACUCAGUGUUGGAGCUGAAUAAACAGCUGCUCUCCUGGUGCUUUUACAAUACCAUGUAAAUAGCUGCUUCAGUCGAAUUUUACCUCUGUGGCAUAAUAACGGUUUUACUUACAGUAACAAGCUUUUUGUGAAUGCUGUGUAUUAUUGCAUAAAAUUAGACAGACUAUUGUUGGGAAGCAUUUUAAAUAUAAAGAAGGAUGGACGUUUUUUAUUAUAGUGAAUGAAUGUCUAAUGUAUAAAUACUGAAAGAAGCAUUUCUGGAAUUGGAGUGAUUAAUGUACAUCAGUUUCAAAGUUCGUGUAAAUACAUCCUGAUACUUUA
This is a messenger RNA of Girardinichthys multiradiatus, 2267 nucleotides long. RefSeq names its product LCK proto-oncogene, Src family tyrosine kinase (gene lck). The transcript is spliced from 13 exons. Gene Ontology annotation, cellular component: extrinsic component of cytoplasmic side of plasma membrane. The coding region runs from base 196 to 1698 and encodes 500 amino acids. NCBI's taxonomy places the organism in Eukaryota, Metazoa, Chordata, Actinopteri, Cyprinodontiformes, Goodeidae. Gene Ontology annotation, molecular function: signaling receptor binding; ATP binding; non-membrane spanning protein tyrosine kinase activity. The record is from RefSeq and is a predicted model, not a curated record. Gene Ontology annotation, biological process: protein phosphorylation; T cell differentiation; innate immune response.